AUGACGUCCGUCGCGCCUCAGAUCAAGAAACAAGUGGAGUUCUACUUCUCGGACAGCAACUUCCGUCGCGACCGCUUCUUGCAGGAAGAGACCAAGAAGCACGAGGGCGGCUUCGUGCCUUUCACUGUGCUCUUUACGUUCAAGAAACUCGCAGCGCUGACGGUGGACAGCGCCGUGCUCCAAGCGGCCAUCUCGGACUCGGACGUGGUCGAGCUCAAUGAGUCCAACGACGCCCUCCGUCGCAAGAACCCGCUGCCCGAAGAAGACGACGCGUUCAAGCGCACUGUCGUGCUCGCUGGGUUGGGCAAGACAACGCCUACGGUCGACGAGAUCAAAGAAGGGCUCCAGGCCCUCGACGUCGAGUGUCUCUACAUCGACCGCAAGAGCUUCCGCCGUAAAUUCGCUGGUGUUGUGCACAUUGAGUUCAAGGACGAGGCCGCCGUGCAGCAGGUUGUCGAGUCGGCGGCGUCGCUUCGGAUCAACGGGUGCGUGCCGAACGGUAUCGCUAUGGUCGACUACCAAAAGCUGUCGGACGACGACAAGGUCGAGUUUGACAAGGCCACGAACGCCAUGCUCGUGGCCAAAGACGUGCCGAACAAGCCCACGACUUUCUUUCUCGACGAGCUGCUUCCCAUUUGGAAGGACGACGCGAAACUGCGUGCCCGGGUGCGGUACUUUGAAGAGUCUGGUGAGCUGUACUUGCUCUUCACGCAGGUCUCGUCUGCCGAGACCGUGCAAAAGCUGUUGGCGGACGACAAGCCAGUCGUCGUGGAUGGACAGAAGCUGACGUUUGAGCUUGUGACGGACAAGGACGCGAUCAAGGCGCGUCCGCGCAUCGUGAACAAGAAGCGCCAACGUGAACCUGUGAAGGUGAUCCACAUUUCAAACAUUGGUCCCCGGACGCGUCUCGAUGACGUGAAGCAGUUCGUUGCUGGUGUCAUGGACUCUUCGACCCAGUCGCCGUACAUUGAGUACGAUGGCCUCGACACUGCGUCGUUCAAGGUCAAUGUUGCUGAGGCAGCAUCCGUGUUUGAAAAGUUUUCAUCGCUUGCAGAGGCCGAGUUGGGUGGCAAGAAGGUCUCGUUUCACCUUCUGGAGCUUGACGAAGAGCUGAAGGUCGAUGUCCAGUACGACGAGGGACUCAUUGUGCGUUUCGACGGCAUUGACGGCGAGAUUCCACGUGACGAUAUCAAGAAUGCUGUAAAUGAAAAGCUUGGCGACAAAGCGACCGACGGCGAAGGUGUUGCAUUUAUCAAGUACCAGAUCAACGAUAAAGAUGGCUACCUCCGUGUCACCAGUGCUGCCCUUGCGAAGGAGGUGGUGGACAUGUUUGCGGACGGUGGACUGGAAGUGAAUGGGGUGAAGAUUCCGAGCGCUGCUAUCAUUGAAGGCGAAGAGGAGAAGAAGUUCUGGGAAGAUGCUCGCUCGGCCCGGUACAAGCGCUUCAAGCAAACACAGUCGAACCGUAGCCAGUUUCAGCGUGGAGGUCGUGGGGGUCGUGGUGGACGUGGCGGCCGCGGUGGUCGUGGUGGUCGCGGCGGUCGUCGCCACUAG
Molecule: messenger RNA, 1554 nt
Organism: Hyaloperonospora brassicae
Lineage: Eukaryota; Oomycota; Peronosporomycetes; Peronosporales; Peronosporaceae
Source: the annotation of a GenBank genome assembly